Molecule: messenger RNA, 286 nt
Organism: Trematomus bernacchii (emerald rockcod)
Lineage: Eukaryota; Metazoa; Chordata; Actinopteri; Perciformes; Nototheniidae
Product: lectin-like
Exons: 4
Coding region: 44-286 (80 amino acids)
Source: RefSeq, a predicted model, not a curated record
CUGCUUGCAGUCUGACUGAAGAGAAAACAACACAACUCUAAUCAUGAGCAGAAACUUCUUGUCCAAAAAUGAUGAGCUCCGCAAGGGAGACCGUCUGGUGUCCGGCAACGGAGAGUUUAAGGCUAUCUUCCAGGAUGAUGGAAACGUUGUGGUCUAUGGUCCUGUGUGGGCUUCAGACACUGCAGGGUCAUCCCCUUUCCGCCUGAUCAUGCAGGAUGACUGCAACCUGGUCAUGUACGACGAGGGCGGCAAAGCCAUGUGGCACACAAACACAUCAACACGUUAA